AAAAAAUCCAAACAAAACAAUAAAUUCUUAGUGCUAAGUAUUCCCAUCUAAUCAUGAAGUUCUUUCUCGAAGUUCUCUCUCUUUGAAGGGAUGCAAAGCUCUUCCUACUGAAAUGGGGAGCGAGAAUUACAAGCCUCUGGACUGUAUCACUGUGGCUGAUAUUGCGGCGUUGGGUAUAAAGCAAGAAAUAGCUAAUGAACUCCACAAUCAACUCGCCGGAAUUAUCCGAACUUGGGGCUCUGCAACUCCCCAAACGUGGCUUAACAUCAGCAAGCACCUUCUUAAUCCCGAUUUACCCUUUUCAUUCCAUCAGAUGAUGUACUAUGGUUGCUACAAAUACUUCGGAUCCGACCCUCCUGCUUGGAUGCCCGACCCUGCUGGAGCAAAAUUGACUAAUGUUGGACAGCUACUGGAGGAACGUGGUAAACAACUCCUUGGGACAAAAUAUGUAGAUCCUAUUUCAAGCUUCUCCGAUUUUCAGGAAUUUUCCGUAUCAAAUCCCGAGGUUUUUUGGAAAACAUUGUUUGAGGAAAUGAAGGUAUCCUUUUCUGUUCCCCCUGAACGCAUUUUGUGUGAGGAUCCUAGUCAUCCGGGGGGUAAGUGGCUUCCAGGUGUCACUAUCAAUCCAGCAAAAAACUGCUUGACUGGUGCUAAGAGGAAUCUCAUGGAUACUGCUGUAAUGUGGCGUGAUGAAGCAGAUGAUGAGUUGCUAGUAAACAAGAUGACCCUUAAAGAGCUUCGUACAACAGUGUGGCUUGUUUCUCAUGCAAUUGAAACUCUGGCGUUGGAAAAAGGCUCUGCAAUUGCCAUAGAUAUGCCCAUGAAUGUAACUUCCGUCGUUAUCUAUCUGGCCAUAGUACUUGCCGGUCACAUAGUUGUGUCUAUUGCUGAUAGUUUUGCCCCCGAAGAAAUAUCCACACGGCUCCAAAUAUCAAAAGCAAAAGCAAUUUUCACUCAGUCCAGUGAACAUGUAAAUGAACUUCAGGAUUUCAUCAUGCGUGGUGACAGAAAACUUCCGUUGUACAGUAGAAUUGUUGAAGCUCAAUCACCAAUGGCGAUUGUAAUUCCCACCGGUGGCCCCAGUUUCAGCAUGAAGUUACGUGAUAUUGACAUGUCUUGGCAGGAUUUUCUUGAGAGAGCAAAUGAUUCCAAAGAAAUUGAGUUUGUCGCUGUUGAACAAACAGCUGAGGCAUUCACAAAUAUUCUUUUCUCAUCAGGAACAACAGGGGAACCAAAGGCAAUCCCAUGGACUGCAUCUACACCUUUUAAAGCUGCUGCUGAUGGUUGGUGUCACAUGGACAUUCGCAAAGGUGAUGUAAUAUGUUGGCCAACAAAUCUUGGGUGGAUGAUGGGCCCUUGGCUUGUUUAUGCUUCAUUGUUAAAUGGUGCUUCAAUAGCUCUGUACAAUGGAUCUCCCCUUGGUUCUGGCUUUGCUAGGUUUGUUCAGGAUGCUAAAGUAACAAUGCUGGGCGUGAUCCCUUCUAUUGUAAGGGCGUGGAAAAGUGCAAACUCGACAGCUUCUUAUGAUUGGUCUGCCAUCCGUUGUUUGACCCAUCGUCUUUGGUUUUGGGUGUGGCUGGAGCUUACUGCCUGUAGUAGCUUCUCUGCUAUUUUCGCCCCCUUUUUCAAGGAAAUAUCAGAGAAGCCUUCUAUUGGAUGCUGCUUUGCAUCCACUGGUGAGGCUUCUAAUGUUGAUGAAUACCUAUGGCUAAUGGGGAGGGCUGGAUACAAGCCUGUUAUCGAGUAUUGUGGUGGCACUGAAAUUGGUGGUGGAUUUGUUACUGGUUCAUUAUUGCAAAAUCAAUCUCUAUCAGCCUUUAGCACACCUGCAGUGGGUUGCAGUCUGUUUAUUAUUGGGGAUGAUGGAUUUCCUAUUCCUCGAGACCAUCCUGGAAUUGGUGAACUAGCCCUUGGUCCACUCAUGUUUGGUGCUUCAAGCACUCUACUGAAUGCUGACCACUAUGACAUCUACUUCAAGCAAAUGCCAAUUUGGAAUGGAAAAGUACUUAGAAGACAUGGCGAUGUCUUUGAGCGCACAUCGCGAGGUUAUUACCGUGCGCAUGGCCGAGCUGAUGAUACUAUGAAUCUUGGGGGUAUAAAGGUAAGCUCGGUUGAGAUCGAGCGUGUGUGUAAUUCGGCAGUGGCUGGUGUUCUGGAGACUGCGGCAGUUGGGAUGUCGCCACCUGGCGGUGGGCCCCAGCGGUUAGUAGUUGCUGUUGUGUUCAAGGAUACUACUGACCAGCAGUCAUUGGACUUGAGUGAUCUGGUUGCAUCUUUCAAUUCAGCCCUUCAGAAAAAAUUAAAUCCUCUUUUCAAGGUGGCUGAUGUGGUUCCCCUUCCUCAUCUUCCAAGGACUGCCACAAAUAAAGUCAUGAGAAGGGUUUUGAGACAGCAGUUAUCUAAAAGUGAUCAUAAUUCGAAACUGUGACUUGUAUACAAGGUUUGACGAGAAUGUUUGAUAAUAAGAGUCAUCCUUACUUCACAAUACAUAUUAUGUGGAAAGGGAUCAGUACUAAAUCCUCUCUGAGGCCAACUAUUAUUUGUGAGGACGUGAAUCUUGAACAUUAUACAUUGUUUUUCUAUUUAACGUUUGAGAUCUGUAGAAUUUACUUGUUCAAGUGAAACACAUUGAAAUAUUUAUACUUGAUUCUCUAGUUUCAAUCAUGCACUCGGUAUCCAUACUCAUACGGAUACGUUUAUUCACAACUUGCUCCUUGUUGACGUGCAAAACACGUCGGAAAGGUUUCUGACGAAAAGUUAAGGGUGAUGUCCUCAAAUUAUUAUUUUGGAAUUGUAUUGCAUGUAAAAUAUAAC
This is a messenger RNA of Striga asiatica, 2814 nucleotides long. NCBI's taxonomy places the organism in Eukaryota, Viridiplantae, Streptophyta, Magnoliopsida, Lamiales, Orobanchaceae. The record is from the annotation of a GenBank genome assembly.